AUGGAUAAGAGGCUAGGGCGCACACACAAUGGCUGGGUAGACGAGUUACCAUUGGUACUCUGGGCACACCGCACAACGCCCAAGCAAAGCAAUGGUAAAACUCCAUUUUCCCUUGCAUUUGGAUCAGAAGCUGUCCUACCAGCAGAAAUACAGGUCUCCACAUGCCGAAUGGCAAACAUUACGGAGGAGGACAACGACACAGAAAUGCGUCUCAAACUUGAUCUUCUAGAAGAAAGACGAGAAAUUGCGUCAAUAAGGGAGGCCACAUAUAAACAGAGAAUUGAGAAAUAUUACAACAAAAGAGUCCACCCAGACAGCUUUAAGGCCGGUGACUUUGUCCUCAGGCUAAAUAGCGCUAAUCAAGUGGAGUAUCAAGGAAAGAUGGGGCUAACUUAG
Erigeron canadensis is the source of this 396-nucleotide messenger RNA. RefSeq lists its product as uncharacterized. Gene Ontology annotation, molecular function: nucleic acid binding. NCBI's taxonomy places the organism in Eukaryota, Viridiplantae, Streptophyta, Magnoliopsida, Asterales, Asteraceae. The record is from RefSeq and is a predicted model, not a curated record. Bases 1 to 396 code for a protein of 131 amino acids. The transcript has a single exon.